Erythranthe guttata (spotted monkey flower) is the source of this 434-nucleotide messenger RNA. The record is from RefSeq and is a predicted model, not a curated record. Lineage: Eukaryota; Viridiplantae; Streptophyta; Magnoliopsida; Lamiales; Phrymaceae.
AAUAUAUAAUAAGUAAAUUCAUACAUAAUCAGAGAUACUGUACUCGGCUAAAAAAGAUUGAAGUUAGCGUAAUGGAAAGAGAAGAAGGAGAAGAUGAUAUUGUUUGCUUGGAGUCUUUCUUCAUCAACGACAACUACAAACUGACGAGGUUUACAUUCGGGUCGGAAGUUCUUGAACUGUAUUGCCUUCAGUCCGCUUCAACUGAUUUUGAUUUGACAGGACAGUUGGUUUGGCCCGGAGCAGAGCUUAUGAAUAUGUAUCUCUCGAAAAAUUCGGACAUGCUGAGAGGUUGUUCUGUUAUCGAGCUUGGCUCUGGUGUUGGCAUUACUGGAAUAUUCUGUAGUCGAUUUUGCAGUAAGGUAGUACUGACAGACCAUAACGAUGAGGUUCUUAAGGCAAGGUUAAUCGAUAAUACACUUAAUGCUUUUAUCUAG